Molecule: messenger RNA, 1668 nt
Organism: Akanthomyces muscarius
Lineage: Eukaryota; Fungi; Ascomycota; Sordariomycetes; Hypocreales; Cordycipitaceae
Exons: 4
Coding region: 1-1668 (555 amino acids)
Biological process (GO): fungal-type cell wall biogenesis; carbohydrate catabolic process
Molecular function (GO): mannan endo-1,6-alpha-mannosidase activity
Source: RefSeq, a predicted model, not a curated record
AUGAAGCUCAUUACCAUCUUGCCGCUGCUGGGCUCAGCUUCGGCCGCCGUCAUGCUGCCCAAGGAACUUGAUGUUCAAGAUACCAGGUCCAUCCGCAACGUCGCUGCCACCAUAGCCCACGACACAAUGUCAUACUAUCAGGGCAACACUACGUCCGAGCCCAGAGCCAUUGGAAAUGUCAACCGUCCUUACUACUGGUGGGUGGCUGGUGCUCUCUGGGGCAUGAUGAUUGACUAUUAUCAUGUCACCGAGGACCCCAGCUACAACCACGUCGUCCUCGAUGCGCUCCUCGCCAAGGUCAAUCUCGGCCCCGACAACAACUACCUGCCGCCUGAGCACGCCGACGAGGAAGGCAACGAUGAUCUCUUCUUCUGGGGAAAUGCUGUCCUUUCGGCUGCCGAGAACAACUUCCCUCAGCCCAACAAGGAACUCCCCUCGUGGCUUGACAUCAGCAAGAACGUCUUCAAAUGGCUCGAGUCCAAGUGGGACACCAACCAUUGCGAUGGCGGCGUCUUUUGGCAAAUUCUCGAAAGCAACCCCAACGGCCUCAACUACAAAAACAGCAUCAGCAACGGCGGCUUCUUCCAACUCGCUGCCCGUCUUGCCCGCGCCACCAACGACGACCAAUACGUUCAGUGGGCGCAAAAGAUUUGGGACUGGUCUUGGGACAAGAACUUGAUCGAUCACGACCUUUACCGCAUCUACGACGGUGUCGACAUUCGCGAUCAGUGCUCAAAGCCCAACAAAGCUUCCUACACAUACCUUAGUGGCAUCUACCUGUACGGUGCUUCUGUCCUGGCCAACCACACUGGCAAGUCCGAAUGGUCUGACCGCGCUGAGAAGCUUCUCGACGGUGCUAGCUGGUUCUUCUACAGCGAUGGCGAUAAUAAGGAUGUCAUGUACGAAGGCGCUUGCGAACCCAUCGACUCUUGCUUCAAGGGCAACGCCGACAUGACCACUUUCAAGGGCUACCUGGCCGACCUGAUGUGGAAGAGCGCCGUUAUGCAGCCCUCUCUCCACUCCAAGGUUGCUGAAUGGCUCAUUCCCACCGCCAAGGCCGCAGCUCAAUCUUGUCAGGGCGGCAAGUCCAAUACUGAAUGCGGCAUGAAGUGGUCUACUGGCGGCUUCGAUGGCCAGACAAACCUGGGCCCUCAGAUGAAUGCUCUUGGUGCCGUUCAAGGUCUCCUCAUCGAUUCGUCUGCUCCUCCCAUGCAGGGCGGUGGCAUCGCCCGAAACUACGACGCCAAUUUUGCGGCUGUUGACCCCAACCGAACCGAUGCUUCAGCUUCUACCUCGACGACGACGACUACCCCGACGGAAACUAAGCCCACCACUACUUCGUCUACACCUGAGCCCACCUCUACGCCUGAGCCCACCAGUUCGACGUCCGAAACUCCCACCACCACGAGUUCCACCUCCGAGAGUUCUAGCUCCGAAUCAACCACCUUUGUCACUUCAACAAGCACUACUCCUACCCCGACCGAGACCCCGACUGAGACUCCGACUGAGACCCCGACUUCGAGCGAGAGCAGCGAGACUUUGACCACUGAAACUACUACAAUGCCAUCUCCGACCGACGAGUCCGCCGCCACCACCGGUUAUACCAACCACGUCUCCGUUGCUGUGGCUGUCGCCUUUGCUUCGGUUUUGGUAAACUGGCUGGCAUAA